Eucalyptus grandis is the source of this 1147-nucleotide messenger RNA. RefSeq lists its product as uncharacterized. Lineage: Eukaryota; Viridiplantae; Streptophyta; Magnoliopsida; Myrtales; Myrtaceae. The record is from RefSeq and is a predicted model, not a curated record. The transcript is spliced from 7 exons. Bases 80 to 751 code for a protein of 223 amino acids.
UCUACGGAAACGAAAGUCGCCGUUCUGAAGUUAGGAGGAGCUCAAAGCAAUUGAUGGCGAUGAAGCGGCUAUCGAAGAAAUGGAGAAAGCCUCGCGGCGGCGACGGCGACGGCAACGACGACGACGACGGCUUCUCCCUCCCCACUCGGGACGAUCCCUCUCUGGACGAUUCUCGUCCCAUGGACAUCCAAGAGCAAGAGGAGUUGGUUCGAUCAUUCGAAAAGAAUCAAGCGGUGCAGAGUCUCUGUUGGAGGGUAAAUUGAUGACGAAACCGAGCUACAUGUCUUCAAUCUGUUUGGAUCGUGUAACCUAUAUUAGUAUAUUUAGUGUAUUUGGGGCAUUUCUCUUUUGCUUUGCUGCCUUCCUCGUCUAUUCCAUAUACCAGCAGGCUACCUAUCCAUGGGAAUUGCAAUAUCAUGCUUACUUCAUGGAGGAGGCUCCUUCUUGGAUGAUUAUAUUUGCAGACUGGAUUGCUGUUUUAGCUUGCUCUAUGGCUAUUGUUGGGCUUAUUCAAAACACAAGACAACAUAGACAGUGGCUUUGGUAUUCGUGCUUCACCAGCAUUAUACCAGCGAUUUUUUGGCUGUAUUACUUGUCAAGAAUUCCAAGAUUUCACUGGGAUGUUUUAUGGCUCCCGUUUGGACCUCUUGGCGGAGCUGGCAUCUGUCUAUAUGUGGAUCACGUACUGCACGAAUCAUCAGAAGAAGUGAGAAAACUUAGAGGCUACAUGUAUACUUAUAAAGCUAGCUGAAGAGUUGAAGAUCACUAAUAUUCUUCUCAUGUUUUUACCACUCAUCAAUGAAGAUCGUUGGGCCAAGUCAUUAAGCAGAUGGAUAAAUACUUGAGGCUGUUUCAAUCUUUCUUGAAUUUGCGCAUCAUUCACCGAAGAAGUUUAGUCUAGUCACCCCGUUGCAGAGUCCCAUUGCAAAGAGAGCUGCCUACAUCUUUGUGCGACGUGUAGCACUUGUUCGGUCAUGGACAUACUUAACAUUUUUUGACAGUUCAUGAGAAAUGUAGGGAAAUUUGUGUAGAUGUGAUUUGAUGUUCCAUCCAUCUGUUUGCUCACUUUCUCACUUUAAGAAAUAUGUCCAAAAUAUCAGAAGUUUGUGAUUAAUACAGAAGGCUGAUGAUGAUAUGGUAUGGAAAA